AUGGCAGUCCAAGAACCAAUAAGCCCGGAUGAGCCUUCUGACGAAAAAGACCCCAACACUCGUAAUGGCCGUUGUGUGGCUAGUUCCUUGGUAUGGGAAAAAUUGGGUUGGACUUCAUCUCUUGUUGCUUUACCUUGUCAAGACACUGCAAGCUGGUUGCUAGCUACGUGGGACCUUAUCCCUAGUACCCAACACUUUUUGUUUGCGACUGUUCUUUGGCGGUCUUCAUUGCCAACUCCUGAGAAACAGUGGCAACCUCCGCUUCCUUGUUAUUUUAAACUCAAUGUUGAUAGUGCGCUUAUUUUGGCCUCUGGCUUAAGUGGGGUUGGUGUGGUGGUAAGGGAUUCCUAUGGUCGAAUUUGUGGUGUGGUGGCGAUGUGUACACCCAGUGAGUCUGAUUCCUUGGCUGCUAUUCAAUUGCUUCUCAAGAAGGAGACCUGCUAUACGGCGAAAGGGGUUCUUGUUGAGGAAAUUAGACAACUUCUCGCCUCGUUGCCUUCCUUUUCUGCUUGUUUUGUUCCCUGUACUACUAAUGGGGUUGUGGAUCCUCUUGCGCUUUUCAAUCUUGUUGAGGAUGAUUUGUCUUUUUGGUUUACUGACCCAACAGUUUGGUUGCAGGAUUAUCUGAUUGAGGACUCUCCUGUAUACCAUCCUUCUCUAUCCAGAAAUUUCCCGAAAUUAUGA
Molecule: messenger RNA, 684 nt
Organism: Prunus armeniaca (apricot)
Lineage: Eukaryota; Viridiplantae; Streptophyta; Magnoliopsida; Rosales; Rosaceae
Source: the annotation of a GenBank genome assembly